UUACAACAGGGUCAGAAUCAGUCUGGAAGUGGAGGACCUGGAGGAGACAAAAAGGGAGACAAGGUAAUAAUAAGUGUUGUUAUAAAGAUAGAAUUUUGUUUCCCCAACAGCAAAUGCAUUUGUUGGUUACUUUGAGGUUUUUCUCAUCGCCUCCUUUCUUUCUCCUUGCUCUUUCCUUUUCUCCUUUCCUUUUUCUUUGCUAUUUUUAACCAAUGGUGUCUGAACAGACGACACUGAAAAAUAUAUGCAUUGCACUGUUUCUGACAACUGAUGACCACUCAUAAUUUGAACACAUAGAAACUGAUCUUCAUGGGCUAUUUAACAAAUUACUUAUGAAGAGACCAUUCAGUAAGUGUGUGUUAAAUAUGUAUAGUCUCAGUUACUAUGAAGUGAACUCUGUCUUGCAAUUACCUGUACGUAGGACAGAAGCUACCCUAAAUGAAACAGCUAGAGUUGAUCCUUGCAGUUCUUCAAUAAGUUUCUCUAGCAAAAACAUGAUUGAUUUAAUGCCACACUGAGUCUGUCUCUAUGAAUUUUUUUUGACUCAGAGAUCUUAAUAUUCUAUGUAAUCAGUGAUGAUAAACCUGCGCUGACAACAAUAUGAAAAAAGAUAUAUUUUUGAUUUUAAAUUCUGUUAUUGGUCAGGACAAGAAAAAAAAGUAUGAGCCCCCAAUCCCAACCAGAGUAGGAAAGAAGCAGAAAAAAGCUAAAGGUCCUGAUGCUGCUAACAAGUUACCUCAAGGUGAGGAAAGAAGAACUGUUUACUUUAAUUUGCCUUAACUCCUAACCCAUUUCUCCUAGUUCAAUAUUGUUAUGGAGACUGUGUUUUGUAGAUCUUCCUUUUGAGUCUAAAAUUAAAUGAAAUCCUAUUCAAACCCAAUCAAUAGAGGCACUGAAGGGAUCAUAGAAAGUGUCCGUAUUAACAGGGUGUCCUUAUUAAGCAUGUCAUAUUAUUUAAGUGAAAAAAAAACUCCGUUUAUUAGAACAAAAUACUAAAGAAAUAAAAGAGGGCACUAGUAUUGUCAAAUUGAACAUUUCUAGUCUUCACGAAGCCGUCAUUCCGUGGCUUAAAUGCAUGGAAACACUCAAAAAUCACUCAUUUAGCUGCAUAACUUGUUUGAUACCAAAAAUUGACAUCCACAAAUGUUCAGUUGAUAAUGAAGUGUCUGCAUUAGCAAGGUUGUCUUUCUAUGAGAAUCUGUUGAUUGGGCAUGAAAUAAGUGUCCGUUGUCCACAUUAAUGGGUGUCUGCAUAGUGUGUUGAAUCAUUUUGAGAAAACUAUCCAAUAAGACAAACUAGUGGCCAUCUUGGAGAGGAUACUGUUGUAAAGAGAUUACCAGUAAAAAAGGUUUAAAUUUAUUAACCAGUCUUUGGUAUCUGUUUAGUAACACCACACAGGAAUUGUAGAUUAAAGCUGCUAAAGUUGGAAAGAAUAAAAGAUUAUCUUUUGCUGGAAGAAGAAUUUAUCCAAAAUCAAGAAAGACUCAAACCCCAGGAGGAGAAAAAUGAGGUAUGAGUUAAGCAUUUUGCUUAGACAGCUGUAGCAAGUGUUUUUCAUCAAUCAUGGUAAAAACGUGUAGGAAAGCUAAAGAGAUGCUAUAUGGUAGCUUAAAGUUUUAAGCUUCUAAGAGACAGUGGCUGUAUGUUAUUGUAUCUGAAGGGUUUUGGAGCAAGUUUGUGUAUGUAUGUGUGAACUCAUUCCCACAGUCUAAAAGCUGGAUUGCAUGUAAGUUAGGGUGUAUGCUGCAAAAAAUCUUAAUGUAAGUUUGCUGUAUGCAUUUGAUUGCAGGAGGAGAGGUCAAAGGUUGAUGAUUUGAGAGGCACCCCAAUGUCAGUGGGAACUUUAGAGGAGAUAAUUGAUGAUAAUCAUGCCAUUGUGUCUACCUCUGUUGGCUCGGAACAUUAUGUCAGCAUCUUAUCAUUUGUUGACAAAGAUAUGCUUGAGCCUGGCUGCACUGUACUGCUUAAUCACAAGGUUUGUUGACAAGCAAUCAGUUUUUGUUUUCUUUUAGAUGGAAAUAACCUUUGACUGCAUUUUGAGAUUGUUAUAAGAGCACAACCACACCAUAAAUGUAGCUACUGCUGCUGCAGCCAGAUCUAAUUUGCUAAGAUUGACACUGUUGUGUGUUACUGGCACUGCCUUUCUUACAAGAGGUGUCCACUCUAUGGACAGUCAUGGUUACCUUAACACGGGUAAUACUGAGACAAUAAACUACUUUAGAAGAUAAUUAGGACUGACAUGUUGGCGACAAUAAUAACAAUAACAACAUUCAACACACUUUUAUUUGGUCAUGUUCAAGUUUAGCUAUGGCAAGUCAAACACCACUUUCCCAAAUUCUAUUUUGUCUGUUUUGUAUCAGUUUUGGUGCAUAAAGUCACAAGGAGAGUAAUAAUACAGAAGAAUGGCUUGGACUUAUUCUCCCUUUAGUCCAGAGAUGGAGGUAUCUUUAAAGCUAACUCUAUGCUAAAAAUUAAUAAAGUUGUUCUGUGUUGUCAGGUGCAUGCAGUAGUUGGUGUCCUGUCUGAUGACACAGAUCCCAUGGUGACUGUUAUGAAACUUGAAAAGGCUCCUCAGGAAUCAUAUGCUGACAUUGGGGGACUGGACCAACAGAUACAAGAAAUCAAGGUAUACCUUAAUUGCCACAGAGCAGCCUUGCGAACACAGCGGUAGCCUAAUAAAGCCAUGUGUGAAAGUUCUGAGGCACAAUGAAUCUCGAAUAGAUGUAACAUGUAGUAAUGUAAGGUUACAUUUAUGACGUAAUGCAGAACAGAUAAUGCAUUGUUUUCAAGCGAACUUGUGAUGCAGAACAGAGAAUCCCGUGCUCAUCCAAUAUCCUAACCGUCCUCAACCAAUUGUCGGGUGGACUCAUUUGCAUCAUACGCAUAUAGGUAAAAGCUUUUCUGGUUGGCACUUAGUUAUAUGACUGUUUCUUAAAAAUCAUGUAUUUCCACAGUAGGGGAGAUAAUUAACCAGUUGAUGUAAUUUUACAUUUACAAAAGUGGAAAACUGACCCAAGUGCUGACUUAAGUGUCCACCUUGGCUCUAAAUACAAACUGCUCCGAAUUGCGCUGGUUGUCAUCAUCAAAAAUAUUAGCUCUGUUGAACUGAAACAAAAGAAGGAGUACAUCCUUGAGUACAUGCAAAUUAGGCUUUGGGUUUAAUUAUAAUCCCAUUACUCUGUUGCUUCUUAGGAAUCUGUUGAACUUCCUCUAACACACCCAGAAUUGUACGAAGAGAUGGGAAUAAAGCCUCCCAAAGGAGUGAUUCUGUACGGUCCACCCGGUACAGGUGAGUGACCCAGUCACACCUCCAUUCUAACUGCAUAAUUUUAAUGUUAGUGAGAUGAGUAAGAAUCAUUUAAAUGACAUGGUGAAGCAAAUAUGUGAUCAGCAAAACAAGGAAUCAAGUGCGUAACUUGCAUCAAGUCAAUUGAGACUAAAAGGUGAAACACUUGGUAGGUGAUGGACGGAGGAAAAGAAACCCGCAUUGAACUCCACAGUAAUACAUGUAUAAAAACAACAGUAUGCAAAUAUAUUGUGGACUGAUUAACCAAAAACUGCAAUUAAUGGCUUGAAGAAAAAAAUUAACUUGCGAACAAAAGUACGAUACAAAAAUUCUCAGUGACUAAACCUGUGUAGAUGCUUUUUAAUGGAUAUUCUGUGACUUUUCUUUUUGUAGGAAAAACAUUGUUAGCGAAAGCAGUCGCAAACCAAACAGCUGCAACAUUUCUUCGCGUUGUUGGAUCAGAAUUGAUACAAAAAUAUUUGGUAAGAAAAGUAAUAAAUUAUUUUGUUUAUGUCCCCUGAAUGUAUUCAUGACUUUGUGCAGCUUAUGUUCUGUUCCAGGCAACGAGGUUACACUAUGUCAGCUGAUGAAGAGAGACAUUUCAAAGCAAUGAUUCUUCAUUAAAAAAACUAUCCUGGCCAAGCCUCAUCCCACAGAUUUGAAGCCCCAAAUAAAUCACUCACUAUGUCUGACAUAGGCUAUGUGAAUUGCCUUGAAUGUACUCGCAGUAGUAAGGUCUUGUCUGCAGAAGAUCUUCACUAUGAACAGUAGAUCUAAUGUGUGUCAAUGUUUUCAUGUGUUUAGGGAGAUGGUCCAAAGUUGGUCAGGGAAAUGUUUAGAGUAGCAGAAGAGCAUGCGCCAUCGAUAGUUUUCAUUGACGAAAUUGAUGCCGUUGGAACAAAAAGGUAACAUGAAAAGCGAAGAAUAAUCUUAAGUUGUUUUGUUUUGCUACGGGAUGUUUUUUCUUCAAAUCCUGUUAAAAGAAAAUCCAGAGUUCUUAUAGCAUCUUAACUUAAAUGCUUUAUGGCUAACCUUGAUUAACCAAUUUGUUUUUCAGGUAUGAGUCCAAUUCAGGAGGUGAGAGGGAAAUUCAGCGCACCAUGUUGGAACUUCUUAACCAGUUAGAUGGGUUUGACUCCAAGGGUGAUGUCAAGGUACUUGUUAUCUUGCAGUGGCAUUAACACAACUUGUCGCACUGCACAACUAAGUCUUAAGAUGCCAGAUGAGAGAAUUAAAAUGAAGCCACAAAGAUCUUGAAAACCUAACUUUAUUGGCUUUAGUAAUAACUAGUUUUUGGGGUGAGGGUUUGAUUUGAAUAUUAAUAUUUCUGUAUUAUUUUCUAAGUCAAUCCUGUGAAUUGUUCUGGAAAGCUUAUAUCUCCACGAAGGAACAACCUUAGAUAGGACUUUCCUCAACUUAACAUAAUUGUAAUUUUUUGGCCGUGUGCUUAAUGGCCUGUAGUUUGACCACAUUGUAAAUGUUUGUAUUGCUUCAAAAGCACAAUGUGAAACAGGGUGGUGUCGUGUGAUUUAGAUAGGCAUCAUUCAACUGAAUGCAGUGCUGUGAUAAUUUGCUUUGAGUGUUGUAACUAACGUGCCAUGUCCCUUGUAGGUUAUCAUGGCUACAAACAGAAUUGAGACUCUAGACCCCGCACUCAUUCGGCCAGGUACAGUGUCUUUACCUUUAAAAAUAAUUUGUGUAUAUUUUAAUUCAAAUAAUGUUUUUGGCACAGCUUAGAAUAGUAUCUGAUGAAGAGAAAAUAUUAACAAUUUGAAUCUGUGUGAUGCAUUUGUUAUUCCAGAAUAUGCAUGGAACCCCAACUGCCAUUCUCUAGCAGAGCCCUGCUAGAGGUCCCUGUCAACUUACUGUUUCAAUUUUUUUCAAACACAAAAUUGCAGUUUUCCCCAAGGGUCCAAAAAUAAAAUUAAAAUAAAAGGUUGUGAUAGUAGAGCAAUAAAUUGAAACAUCCAAGUAAACAAGUCAUUCAGAGAAUUCCCAAUAAAAGGGGUGUUACAUACUGGGGUGUUAGUUACAAAGGAGAUUGUAACACUGGUAUUUGAUCAUAGUUUACUUUUGCUUUUUACUAUCCUUAAGGGCGCAUUGACCGGAAGAUUGAAUUCCCACUUCCCGAUGAAAAAACAAAGCGACGCAUAUUCACAAUUCACACCGGCCGGAUGACACUGUCUGAAGAUGUCAAUCUUGAAGAGUACGUCAUGGCCAAAGAUGACCUAUCAGGUGCAGACAUAAAGGUAGGCCAACCAAAUCAUAAAAACCAGACCUUGGUUUAACAACGCCCAAGUCACUGGUGAGAUUUGUGGCCACCAUGACCCCCCAUUAACCCCAUGUGCCAUUUGGAUGCUCUGUUUUUUAUUAUAUGCCUGGCCAGGAGCUCAUUUCCCUACUUAUGGGCUCCUAGCUUGGCUUUGCUAUCUGGGGGUCCAAACCUUUUGCCUCCCAUACUUUUCAUUCCUGGCUCCUGCCUCUUUUUUUCUUGGUCCCCUACUUUGAUUGUGAAAUAUUAAACAGUGUUGAAUAAUUUCUCCCUAUUUCUCCCACUUUCCGCCCUUUUAGAACUCUGACCUUCCCCCCUUUCCACCACAUCGUCUUUACUCUCUAGUUUCCCCUUCUAUUAGGCUGUGUACAGACCUCCCCCUCCCCUCGGGAAAAAUCGAAAAAAUACGAUUAUUCCUCUGGGGAGGGGGGUUCUGUACAUGGGCUACCCUUCUACCACCUCUCAAUGUCCUUUGCUUAAUGUGAUGUUCCUCUGAAUGUUUGGGUAAAAAAAUGAAAAAGAACCUAGAAAUUAAUCAGGUUAGAGCUUGAAAACGAAAUUGGAUUUUUUUCUUUCUCGUUGUUAUUAAGGAUUAGCUAACAUUGUUUUACUUGUCAUUCUCUUAAAUAGACAUGGUGUAAGUAAACAUGAAUUUUUUUUUGCAAUUUUAGGCUAUCUGUACUGAGGCAGGUCUGAUGGCGCUGCGUGAAAGAAGAAUGAAAGUCACCAAUGAAGAUUUCCGAAAGUCUAAGGAAAACGUUUUGUACAGAAAAAAUGAAGGCACGCCUGAAGGACUUUACCUCUGA
Porites evermanni is the source of this 6364-nucleotide messenger RNA. The record is from the annotation of a GenBank genome assembly. NCBI's taxonomy places the organism in Eukaryota, Metazoa, Cnidaria, Anthozoa, Scleractinia, Poritidae.